AAUCAUGAUAAAGCAAUGUUUGUUCUUUUUGUCCUAAUUGAGCAAUUAAGUGUUCUUUUUCCUGUCUAGUAGGGUUGGCAGUUCAGAAAUAUCAGGAAAAAGUUUUUAGAGAUUACGAAAUCUUCCUAGGCAAAAUAAAAUUCCGUUUCCGAACGUGCAGUGACGCCACCAUUCGGCCUGUCUCUUAGCAAGCUAACCUCCUUUGAUAUCGACACCCACUCGAGUGUUUCGAUAUUGCCAGAGCUAUCAUUUCUGCAAGCAAUCAGAAAUCGUUGUUGAUUAAUUCGUGAAAAAUGGUCUCGAGAGCGACAUCGAGGAGGAUCCCGGAAGCGGAGCCGCGUAUAGAUUACGUACAAUGCGAUGGACUGGUGGUGAUGAAAAUGGUGAAACAUUGCCACGAGGAAUCUUCCAGCAACAUGGAAGUUGCUCAGGGCGCUCUUCUAGGCUUGGUCGUGCAGAACCGCUUGGAAAUUACGAACUGUUUCCCAUUUCCUAAAAAUGACGAGAUUAUGGAUGAAGAGGAGUAUCAGCUUGCCAUGAUGCGAAGAUUGAGAUGGGUAAACGUCGACCACUUUCAUGUCGGUUGGUAUCAAAGUGCAGAUGUUGGAAACUUCUUGAAUUUGUCUUUGUUGGAGUCACAGUAUCACUAUCAAACUUCUAUUGAAGAAUCUGUUGUGCUUAUAUACGAUACAGCAAAAUCUGCCAGAGGUUUCUUGACUCUCAAAGCAUACCGACUUACUCCGCAAGCCAUACAGAUGUAUAAAGAGAACGAGUUUACUCCCGAAGCUCUGCGCACCUUGAAGAUUGGAUAUGAGAGUCUCUUUGUUGAAAUUCCAGUAGUUAUCAAGAACAGUAACUUGACGAAUAUCAUGAUGUCGGAGUUGGAUGAGAUGAUACCUGAGGAGCAGGGUACUAAGUAUUUGGAUCUUGGAACAGCUACUGUGUUAGAGAACCAGUUGAGGUGUUUGAUGGAUCGAGUGGAUGAAUUGAAUCAGGAAGCUAUGAAGUUCAAUAGAUAUCAACAGUUGGUGAUUCGGCAACAACAAGAUAAGAACAGGCUUUUGGCCAAGAGGGCUCAAGAGAACGCUGUCAGAGCUGCAAAGGACGAACCACUAUUACCAGAAGAUGAUAUUAACAAACAGAUGAGGCCUUUGCCAGUCCCGCCAAGAUUAAACCCGAUGAUUGUCGCUGGACAAAUUAACACUUAUAGUGAGCACAUCUCGCAGUUCUGUGCUCAAAGCUUAGCAAAAUUGUAUAUUACUCAAAGUCUACAAAAUGCAAAGGAGGCAAAGUCUUCCCAUUAAGAAACUUAAAGUACUUAUAUGUACAUCUGAAGAGCCAAUUUAAAGGAUUAAAUGAAAGAGAUAUGAUUUUCCAA
Dinoponera quadriceps is the source of this 1378-nucleotide messenger RNA. It is a transcript of the gene eIF3h, whose product is annotated as eukaryotic translation initiation factor 3 subunit H. Gene Ontology annotation, molecular function: metallopeptidase activity; translation initiation factor activity; protein binding. The transcript is spliced from 2 exons. The coding region runs from base 294 to 1304 and encodes 336 amino acids. Lineage: Eukaryota; Metazoa; Arthropoda; Insecta; Hymenoptera; Formicidae. The record is from RefSeq and is a predicted model, not a curated record. Gene Ontology annotation, cellular component: eukaryotic translation initiation factor 3 complex; cytosol; cytoplasm.